AUGCUUCUUGCCUCGUUGUUGCACGGCACACUUCUACUGAGCGCGGUCGCAGCGCAGUGCCCACGCUCGUGUCGGAACGCCCAGUGCGGCCCGCCGACGUGCGGUAGCCACUGCUGCGAGUACUGGCGCCACAAGGGCCCUAGCGAUGACGAGACGCCAUUUCUCCGUCGCCACACCCGGCUGCUGCGCAAGUACAACAUCACAGAGGUCUCGCUUCAGAACAGCGACGACGAGGUGCGCGCUUGGGCAGAGGCUCGAAUGCAGCGCUUCCUGCCGAUGCGACCCAUCAGCGCACCGGCUUCAUGUCGAAAGUCGGGUCCCAGGGCCAACGACUGGCUGAUUUGUGAGCUGACCCCGCCAUGUGUGGUCUUCUCCAUCGGCAUCGGAGGCGAGUGGACCUUCGACGUUGCCGCGGCGAAGGCGGGCUGCGAGGUCCACUCGUUCGACCCUACUCUAGAGUUGCUCGGCCGACACAGACGAGAGGCGGCGCGGCUGCAGGCCGAAGAAGGCCUGCACAACCUGCACUUUCACGAGCUUGGCAUGGGGACCUCGACCGAGUACAGCGGAGUCUACUCGUCUGCCGGGGUGCCUGGCCUGAAAGCCGUGGCUCCUCUGGCCGAGCUCCUUCGCCGGUAUGCGGGCGGCAGGCAGGUGGAUAUUCUCAAAAUCGACUGCGAAGGCUGCGAGUGGCGCGAGUUUGCCGCUCCGGAGACGGCUGCAGCCCUCUGCACGGUGCGCCAGCUGUACAUCGAGCUCCACUUCAGCACGACGAUGGGCCUCGCCGACGCCAAGCAGGCGCUGCAGCUGGUCUCAUCCUUCCACGACGUGGUGCACGCACGGCAUCGCUUCGCCCCGUUCCGGGUGAAGAUGGUCCCGGGCGACGACAGCGACCAGGACAAAGUGCUCGAGCUGCUGCGCCAGCAAGCCAUCGACCCGGUCGCGUGCUGCUACAUCUUUCAGAUGCAACGAGGAGCAGGGCGAUGCUAG
Molecule: messenger RNA, 987 nt
Organism: Emiliania huxleyi CCMP1516
Lineage: Eukaryota; Haptophyta; Isochrysidales; Noelaerhabdaceae
Exons: 2
Coding region: 1-987 (328 amino acids)
Source: RefSeq, a predicted model, not a curated record